GCUUGCUGCUAGGUGAAGUUGCGGACUUGGGAAUCUUACAACGAGCAGCCUUAGUUUUUCCAAACUCAUCAGCUAAAAUUUGUGAAGUCUAGAUCUAGAUCUGUGCAUCUUUUAGAUGAAGUUUCUGUUUGUUUUAUUAAUUCUUUCUGAAUUUCACUCACUUGGUUGUACGAAGCUUUGGUCUUUUCUAUCUGUAACGAUCCAGUCCAGUCCAAGGACCAUGAAAUUAUUGGCCUAGAGUUCUUGAAUAAAAAGUGAACUUUGAACCUCUCAAAGUACUGUUCAAUCAGACUGGCAUCUGAUCAUACAUUGUCCCUAGCAAAAACUGUCUAUUCCACUUCUGAUCUUCGACUAAACAAUGAUGGCUGGAAAUGGAAACUACGUUUUGAGAACAUCUAGAAUGGUCUAUGGCCUUCAUCGCUCCAUUUGGACUGGUCAGCCCCUGAAAAAGCUGGAACAAGCCAAGUUUUUCCCACCUGUCCAAACCCCAAUGCUUCCUGAGGGAACCUUCAACAACAAACUGGCUUUUAUCACUGGAGGCGCAACAGGCCUGGGAAAAGGUUUGGCGCAAAACUUGUCACAGCUGGGUGCAAAGGUCGUUAUAGCCAGCAGGAGCCUGGAGAGACUGCAGGAAACAGCUGAAGAAGUUUCUAAAGCUACAGGGAAUGAGGUGGGCCACUACAGACUUGAUGUGCGAGACCCUGAAGCUAUCAAGGAAGUCUUUGAUCAGAUGGAAUCACAGUAUGGAUUGCCAGACAUUGUAGUAAACAAUGCUGCUGGAAACUUUAUCACUCCAGCGGAGCGAUUGUCUGCAAAUGCCUUCACAACUGUCAUCAAUAUUGUCCUCAAUGGAACAGCUUAUAUCACGCUUGAUGUUGGCAAGCGCCUAAUCAAGGCUGGCAAAGGUGCGACAUUCCUGGCUGUGUCUGCUGACUAUGCUGACUCUGGUUCGGGAUUCGUUCUGCACAGCGCUUGUGCCAAGGCUGGUGUGGAGGCAUUGACUCGAUCUCUUGCUGCAGAGUGGGCGCGGUAUGGCAUGAGGUUCAACGUUAUUGCUCCAGGCCCGAUCGAGACUAAGGGAGCUUUCAGUCGAUUGGACCCUACUGGGCAGUUCAUGAGUAGGUUCAUAGGGAAAAUCCCAGUGGGUCGUAUUGGAGAAGUAGGAGAGUUUACAAAUUUGGCAUCUUAUUUGCUCAGUGACUACGCCAGCUGGGUUAAUGGCCAGAUCGUUCGUCUGAAUGGGGGUGAGUACCCGUGCUCCUCGGGCAUGUUCACUGGACUGUCAGAGGUCACUAACGAGCAGUGGGAUGCACUCCAGGCCAUGAUCAAGACAGUGAAAGGAUCAUAGUAUUUUUAAAAAGGAAAUAGCCAAGAUACAGAGGUUUCAAAAUAGAUGACUCUACCCCUUGAAGGGUUGUGCUUUGCAGCUGAAUAAGUCAUGCUUAACACUUUUCAAACUGUACAUUGUUGCAAGGAUUACUUCAAUCUAAGGCGCACUUCUAUACACAUAUAUUCAUAUAUGUGCUCAUAGUCACAGGUGCCUAUGUACACACAUAUAUGUACGUUGGUAUAUUCCAUCCUUAUCAUAAAAUUGUUCUUCAUGGGCCUUGUAAUUUCGAAAACACCGAUCUAGUUGUUAAGUGUUUUAAAGUUUUCUUGUAGCUUUCUUUCUUUGUUCAUGAGAGUUUACGUCUGCCAGCAUAAAUUGGUAUUGAUUUUUGUGGGACUAAUUAGUGUAGGGUAGUAACCUUUUAAUACGUUUUCAAUAAGUUAUUCCACAGGAAAGUAUAACUGGCUAUCAGUGCACAAGUAUUAAAGUGAACAAAUGGGUCUUUUAAAGUUUGGGGGGUUCGAACAAUGUCAGAAUGCAGAGGUAAAGAAUGAGUAGGAUGACUUGAGAAGUGGAAGACUAAGAAAAAAAAGUAAUGAAUGAAGAAGUGAACACAGCACAACCUACCUCCAAGCAAUGUCAUCUGCUCUACUUUGUAUAUUUCUUUCAUUUCUACUUUUUUUUCUCUCUUUUUUGUUGUUGAGAUUUUUCAUUACUUUAUUUUGGCUUUUUUUUUUUUUCUUUUAUUCCUGUAUUAUAGGGAAAAUUCCUUUUCAAAGCCUAUUUUUGUUACCUUAUGAACUGUAGGCAGAACUAAACAUGACAAUAGUGACAUAAUUACUCAAGCAUCGUGUUCGAAGAAUGAACUGCUAAGGAUGUUCUCAUGUCUGACGACAAAGGUGACAACAAAUCUGUGAUUGUCUUUUUACUUAUGUGUUAAAAUGGUCAAUAAAAGUGUUCAAUGUAACACUCUAGAAUUUCUUCCCAGAAGUAGUAGUGAAAUAUAAAUGCCAUUGUUGUAACUGAAUGCCUAUAGGUAAUCAUGAAAUAGUGCCUUUGUUGGGAGUAGAAACGAGACAGAGAUUUUAUGAAUGUGUUCAAUGUAAGGCACUUUUUUUUAAGCUUGUGUCUUUGGCAAUGUUCUGAGUAGAUAUAAGUUUAUGGAUGAGUCUUGUUGUAUGCGUCCUUUCGGAGUUGAGCUCCUUGAAAAACAUUUGGUUUUUUACCUAUAAAUCCGUAUAUAUAUAUAAUAUAAAAACAAUGUUUUGUCUGUAAAUAGUUUAUUACUAUCCAUGCAUCAAGUUCUUGGAGAUUAAUAAAUUGUUUUUUCUAAUUAA
Messenger RNA from Aplysia californica (California sea hare), 2667 nucleotides. RefSeq names its product 2,4-dienoyl-CoA reductase, mitochondrial. Gene Ontology annotation, molecular function: 2,4-dienoyl-CoA reductase (NADPH) activity. The record is from RefSeq and is a predicted model, not a curated record. Lineage: Eukaryota; Metazoa; Mollusca; Gastropoda; Aplysiida; Aplysiidae. Gene Ontology annotation, biological process: fatty acid beta-oxidation. The coding region runs from base 359 to 1348 and encodes 329 amino acids. Gene Ontology annotation, cellular component: mitochondrion. The transcript has 7 exons.